Scleropages formosus (Asian bonytongue) is the source of this 8967-nucleotide messenger RNA. RefSeq names its product phospholipase D1-like. The record is from RefSeq and is a predicted model, not a curated record. NCBI's taxonomy places the organism in Eukaryota, Metazoa, Chordata, Actinopteri, Osteoglossiformes, Osteoglossidae. Bases 4546 to 7809 code for a protein of 1087 amino acids. Gene Ontology annotation, molecular function: phosphatidylinositol binding; D-type glycerophospholipase activity. The transcript has 26 exons. Gene Ontology annotation, cellular component: intracellular membrane-bounded organelle; plasma membrane region. Gene Ontology annotation, biological process: intracellular signal transduction; phospholipid catabolic process; regulation of vesicle-mediated transport.
GUGUGUGUGCGCAGCUCUGUUCCUCUGGGAGAUGAUUCAUGUAACACUAGAGUCGUUUGGUAUCAAACCGUUAUGUAGCAAUGACUGUAAUCGCUGGGAAAAGUGACGGUAAAUGUGCUGAGCUGCGGGGACACGCAAAACCAAACGUGAAGAAGAGUCUCGAAAGAGCUGGAAGGAGAACGAGCCCCCAGUGGAAAAACAAAGUUAGACAGAAGUGCCCUUUCGUGGAGCACGGAGGUUAUUGAACGGUUUUAUUAUUGAAAUUAUUACAUAACAUAAUUUUUCCUGAAACACUUGUGUUACACGGCGUCGCCUGAUGGCAGCGCUGUGCGCCUUUUGCACCGUCUCCCAAGUGCAAAGUGUGUUCAGGGGUGCUCUCCUCCUCACAACCUUGCGCAACAUCCUUCCUCGUGAAUUUCGGACUGUUUCUGAUUCAUGAAAUGUAUUAUUGACUGUUUUUCAUUCUUCGCUUCUGUCCCUUCUGAUGACAUUCAGAUAACUGAUUGUUUCCAGUACGGACAGUUCUCGUUACCAUCUGUUCUGGGAUUAGUCAGUUCUGGAAUCGCUCAGUUCUGGAAUCGCUCAGUUCUGGAAACGGUCAGUGCUGGAAACAGUCAGUGCUGGAAUCGGUCAGUUCUGGAAUCGCUCAGUUCUCGUUACCAUCUGUUCUGGGAUCAGUCAGUUCUGGAAUCGCUCAGUUCUGGAAUCGCUCAGUUCUGGAAACGGUCAGUUCUGGAAACGGUCAGUGCUGGAAACAGUCAGUGCUGGAAUCGGUCAGUUCUGGAAUCGCUCAGUUCUGGAAUCGGUCAGUUCUGGAAAUGGUCAGUUCUGGAAUCGGUCAGUUCUGGAAACGGUCAGUACUGGAAACGGUCAGUGCUGGAAACGGUCAGUGCUGGAAACAGUAAGUGCUGGAAACUAUCAGUGCUGGAAUUGGUCAGUUCUGGAAUCGCUCAGUUCUGGAAUCGCUCAGUGCUGGAAUCGGUCAGUUCUGGAAACGGUCAGUGCUGGAAACGAUGAGUUCUGGAAUCAGUCAGUGCUGGAAACGGCCAGUUCUAGAAACUAUCAGUGCUGGAAUCGGUCAGUUCUGGAAACGGUCAGUGCUGGAAUCGGUCAGUUCUGGAAUCGCUCAGUGCUGGAAUCGGUCAGUUCUGGAAUCACCCAGUGCUGGAAUCAGUCAGUUCUAGAAACUAUCAGUGCUGGAAUCGGUCAGUUCUGGAAACGGUCAGCGCUGGAAUCGCUCAGUUCUGAAAUCGCUCAGUGUUGGAAUCGGUCAGUUCUGGAAACGGUCAGUUCUGGAAUCGGUCAGUUCUGGAAACGGUCAGUACUGGAAACGGUCAGUGCUGGAAACGGUGAGUUCUGGAAUCAGUCAGUGCUAGAACCAGUCAGUGCUGGAAACGGCCAGUUCUAGAAACUAUCAGUGCUGGAAUCGGUCAGUUCUGGAAACGGUCAGCGCUGGAAUCGGUCAGUUCUGGAAUCGCUCAGUGCUGGAAUCGGUCAGUUCUGGAAUCACCCAGUGCUGGAAUCAGUCAGUUCUAGAAACUAUCAGUGCUGGAAACGGUCAGUUCUGGAAACGGUUAGUUCUAGAAUCGCUCAGUGCUGGAAUCGGUCAGUACUGGAAUCGGUCAGUGCUGGAAUCGGUCAGUUCUGGAGACGGCUGUUCGGUCUCCGUACUGCGGAAGGACGGGGGCGGAGACACACCUGUGUUCGUCUCGGAACAACACACACUUAACACACGAACCGGUUAAACCAGUUCACAGUCAUCCAGGAAGCAGCCUCAUCAGACACUGUUUUCUGUGUCUCCGAAAGUUAAAAUACGCUCCGGUUGGUGAAACGUACCGACGUUUCUCUCAACGCCUCCUUUUGCGCGUCUCCCUCGCUCGGCCCUUGUGGGCAGCAUGAAUAAAGCAUGAACAGAAUUGUAACUUGCAAUCUGCAGAUAUUUGCCCCACAAAAAAAUCGCCUUCGUAAUAUUGUGCGUUUGCCCGUGGAAAAGAACAUGGGACGCGUCAAACUGCCAAUAAGGCGAGAAGAAGAGGUGCUCAGUAGAGCCAGUUCAUCUGAAGCCUCGCUUUCCAACACACACACUUCUUCUCCGUGGUGUGAGGCUGGGAGGAGCAGACAGAAGGAUGUGGUGGAGUGCGUGUAGGCCAGAGCGUUCACAGCACGAUAAACACUCGUUCUCCUCCCAGCUUUCUAUGACAUACUGCAAAAGCGUGUGUUGCGAGGUCCAAAAGAACAUGAACCGCCAAGCACGUGCUCAGAAAGGGUCAGAAAGGGUCACACGUUCACCACAAGAACGAGAGGCUUCCCGGGAAUCCAGGGUCACCGUGGACCUCUUGCGUGCCGACUCAAUCGCUACAAGUUACGUUCGGGUAAAGGCUACCGCCAGGGACGCCCUGUGACUUUCUGGGUGUUUCCAGGAAUGCAAAUAAGCUGGAGAUAAGUCACGGUAGUCGUCACUUCUGGGCCAGAUGGCGGAUCGUUAGGGUUAGGGUUCGGGACAGAGUUCGAGGUUGAGGUCGGGCUGAGGGUUAGGCGAACCCUUCCUGACACCAAGUUCAUCGUGGAGAACCACGUGUAUCAUUUAUACUAUAUGCACAUAUCAAGUGUUUGGCGCAGCUCACCGAACACCGAAACAAACGUCGUGCGUAAGAGUGAAAGGUUAGGGUUACGGUAGGGUUACGGUAGGGUUACGGUUAGGUCCUCUGCGAUCGAUUUACUCGAUUCUACCAGUAAGACAGUAUUUCUCUCUGUCCUUCUGCUCCUCUCGUCUCCAAAACGGACGAGGCGCCACGAGCCAACGCUCAGUUCCCAACUCGUGCAAGAGACUCUGCGGGGGUCCUUGGCACCGAUCCAACAGGAGGCGGAUGGGCGGGUCCCCAGUGUGCAACUGAACCGCUGAUGCUUCCACUGCUUGAUGAGUGCAUCCCCCUCCCCCCCGCCCGGGACCCGCGGCAACACGUCUGUUCCUCAGUGAGUGACCAGUGACACUGAAACUGGAGCGUCGCGCGCUUCACUUUCGCCCCAUUUUCGUACGUCGUAAGUCGCUGCGGUGCAAAACUCUGCACUUCAGUUCCUCAAUCGGGGAGGAGGAGGAGGAGGAGGAGGAGGAGAAGGGGGGGGGAGCGGAUGCGCAGCCCAGUGCGGUCGCUCACUGUAUGACUGCGGUGACACACAGCGGCGCUCAAACACACGCGUACAGAGCCGGAGAAGCUGGGAGCGCAGCUUUCCAUUUUACCACGGUAUUGUACGCGUUUUCCUCUCCUCUCCUAAAUGCGACGCGACGCGACGCGACGCGUUUGCUUCCUUCCUGCCUUCCUUGUUCCACAGACACCACGCUUUAAGUUUAAUUCACUCGUAAUAAUGAUCCGCUCGAUGAAUGUCAUGUCUGGGAGGGAACGGGGUCCGCGCGCGCCGUGCGCACCAGCCGCCCGAGGGAGGAGGCACGCGCACGCGGUAGAGGAUGCGAUGGAUCCGGGCCGAACCUGGCGGCGUGUGUGUGUGUAGCCGAGCUCUUAGACUUGGUUAGUUUCACUGCCACGAGGACACGGCUCCUGACCCUCUUUUGCCUCCUCCCGUCCCGUCCCGUCCGCCCGGACACCGCUCGGACACCGCUCGCUUCCGACCGAGUGACUCCUUCUUCCACGCGAGACGAUCCCACGGUCCACACUGCGCGCCGCCCGGCCUCCGCCCCUCAAAGUCUUUACUCAUCAUCAAGUGCAGCACUGAGUGAGUGCUCGUUGUUCCGUCCGGUCGCACGCACGGUUCCGGGUUCGAAUCCCAGUCUGCCCCCCUGCCUGCUAGCCGCGAUCGAGGUAGGCUGUUUACCUCUCUGUGUGUGUGUGUGUGUGUGUCUGAGCUUUGUGCCUCUUGGGUGAACAAAUACGACAGAGUAAGUAAGUGGUGUCUGUUUACUCUGCUGUUACUGUAUCAGCUGCCAAAGCUUCUCUCCACAAAACUGUGGCUAAAUCAUGUAUCACUCAGUAACUCUGCUCACCUGUUUCAGUGGCGCCUUCGGCUCAAGCUCCUUUUCCAGCCGCCUUCAAGUAACUUGUGCCGUGUGGCAUAUUAACUGCGUCCUCGCUGUGAAAAGGAAGCUGGCCGGAUGGGUUCGGGUCCAAUCCCCGACGGCGCCGCGGUGAAAACCGUGCGAGGGCCGCCGUUCGUGCGAAGGACCGUCCGGGUGCGGACCCCUGGAGGGCCCGUAAGUGUCGGCGAAAGUGUCUUCGGUGGGUGCGAUUGGUGGAGCGGCGAGGACAAAUUCCACGUCAGAGUUACGAUGGGCGGCGGACCACUGAACGUGGGCCUCGACCUGAGAAGAGCGACCGGCAACGUUGCGUCGAGUUGGAUGUCGGCUCUCCUUUCUUGGGCAUUCUUUCAGCUCAUCUGCACUGCGUGAUCUGGACAUAAGCACAUGUGCUCCUUUGCUGGAAACGUUUUCUCGCAACUCUGCUCCUCAUGCUUUCACAAAUGACAAGAAGAUCCAGUUUUUCUUCUCCGUCAGAAUGUGCUUUGUGAAGCUUUCACAACGGUUACUCAUCAGAAAUGGACGCAGGCUGUCAACAAAGGGUCAUGGAAACUGGGAGGGAGGAUAAUGCUCUCUGUUACGGGCUACUAAGUGCAGUCCUUACCGCAAUCGGUGCGCUCCACCCGCUACACCUGCUACUAGCCAUGUUGCGCCAGACGGAGCCUUCGACCAGCACUCUGCAACUGGUGGCCGCAGACAUGACCGAGAUCAUGGAAAACCUGGACACACGUGAACUGGCCUUUGACACCGAAGAGGUGGAGUUUGAUGGCGCUGACUUCGGUCAUGCAGAGUCACGGAUACCCUUCUCUGCCAUCUACCGCACUACGGGCUUCAAGGAGACGGGCGCCGUGGUCUUCAUCAGCACCCUCCCCAUCACUGCCAAAAUCCUGGAUGUAGAGCGCUUCACGUCCACCCAGGACCGCACACCCUUCAGCCACAAGAGGAGCGUCUCUAAGGUCCCCGCCCUCUUCAGGAUCGAGCUGCGACACGGCAACUUCACGUGGCACGUCAAGAAGAAGGAGAAGCACUUCCUGGAGCUCCACAGGGAGCUGCUGCGAUACAAAACCUUCCUGCGGAUCCCGCUGCCGUCACGCAAUCACACGGUGCGACGGCAGACCGUCAAGAGGAGCGAGGUGCGCCAGAUGCCGGUCCUGCCACGGGGCGGGGGGGAGGACCUGGUGCGGGAGGAGCAGGUGUCCAGCCGGAGGAAACAACUCGAGGACUAUUUGAAUAAGCUGCUUAAAAUGUCGAUGUACAGAAACUACUUCGCCACGAUGGAAUUUAUUGACGUGAGUCAGUUGUCGUUCAUCCACGACUUGGGACCGAAGGGCCUCGAAGGCAUGGUCCAAAAGCGCUCAGGAGGCCAUCGCAUUCCAGGCUUGAACUGCUGCGGUCGCAGUAAAGUGUGCUACCGCUGGUCCAAACGGUGGCUGCUGGUCAAAGACUCGUUUUUGUUGUACGUGAAGCCGGACUCGGGCGCCAUCUCCUUCGUCCUCCUGGUCGACAAAGAGUUCAGCAUUAAGAUGGACUCCAAGGACACGGAAACGAAGCACGGCGUUCGCAUCGACAGCUUGUCCAGGACCCUGGUUUUCAAGUGCUCGAGCUAUCGUCACGCACGCUGGUGGGGACAGGCCAUCGAGGCUUUUGUCCAGAAGCACGGGCGAGCGUUCCUUCAGGACCAUCGCUUCGGCUCCUUCGCCAUGGAGGAGGAGAACACCCUGGCCAAAUGGUAUGUCAAUGGGAAGAACUACAUGGAGGAUGUGGCCAAUACGCUGGAAGAAGCCCGAGAGGAGAUCUUCAUCACCGACUGGUGGCUGAGCCCGGAGAUCUUCCUGAAGAGGCCGGUGGUGGAGGGGAACCGCUGGCGACUGGACUGCAUUCUCAAACGAAAGGCGCAACAAGGCGUGCGGAUCUUUGUGAUGCUCUACAAGGAGGUGGAGUUGGCCCUCGGGAUCAACAGCGAGUACAGCAAGAGGACGCUGAUGCACCUUCACCCAAACAUUAAGGUGAUGCGGCACCCGGACCACGUCUCUUCCACCGUCUACCUGUGGGCACACCACGAGAAGGUCAUUGUGAUCGACCAGUCGGUGGCCUUCGUGGGAGGGAUCGACCUGGCGUACGGCCGGUGGGAUGACCAGGAGCACCGGCUCACCGAUGUGGGGAGCGUCACUCGUUCUCUGGCUUCCGCUGGUGACAAGGGGGGCUUCGAGGCUGCCGUGUCUGGCGACGGGAUGUCCUCCGACAACAGCUCCGCAGCCGCACGCAGCAACGGGAAGAGCGGCAUCCCGGCGGACUCGGCGGACAUGGUGGACCCGCCCAAGCUGAAAGGGUCAAGUCGGAACCCCUUCAACCUCUACAAACAUCUGCAGAGACACGGCCUGCAGCACGCAGACAGCAUCAGCAGCGUGGAGAGCUUGGAGGACAAGACAGGUUCCCUGCGGAGCCUGCACACAGAUGUGGGUGAACUCAUGGGAAACACCCGCUUCUGGCACGGCAAGGAUUACUGCAACUUUGUCCACAAGGACUGGAUCCAGCUGGACAAGCCCUUCGAUGACUUCAUCGACAGGCACACGACCCCCAGGAUGCCAUGGCACGACAUUGCUUCGGUCGUCCACGGGAAGGCGGCACGCGACGUAGCCAGGCACUUCAUCCAGCGCUGGAACUUCACCAAAAUCAUGAAGCCCAAGUACCGGUCUCUCUCGUACCCAUAUUUACUGCCCAAAUCCCACACUACAGCCAGUGAACUGAGGUACACAGUACCAGACUGUGUUCAGACCAAAGCACAGGUUUUGAGAUCAGCCUCAGACUGGUCAGCUGGUAUUAAAUACCACGAGGAGUCCAUCCACAAUGCCUAUGUCCAUGUGAUCUCCAACAGCAAGCACUACAUCUACAUUGAGAACCAGUUUUUUAUAAGCUGUGCUGACAACAAACACGUCUUCAACAAGAUUGGAGAUGCCAUCGCGGAGAGGAUCAUUAGAGCCUUCAGGGAGAAUAAGAAAUAUCGCGUCUACGUGGUGACCCCACUGCUGCCUGGCUUUGAAGGGGAUAUCAAUACUGGAGGGGGCAGCGCCAUCCAGGCUGUCAUGCACUUUAACUACAGGACAAUGAUUCGAGGGGACUGCUCCAUCAUCUCACAACUGAAGAGAGAAAUGGGGGACCAGUGGAUUAACUAUAUCUCUUUUGGGGGCCUGAGGACUCAUGCAGAGCUGGAGGGCAAGCUGGUGACGGAGCUCAUCUAUGUGCACAGCAAGAUGCUCAUCGCCGAUGACAACACUGUCAUUAUUGGCUCAGCCAACAUCAAUGACCGGAGCAUGCUGGGUAAACGGGACAGUGAGGUGGCGGUGAUUGUGGAGGACACAGAAACAGUAGCCUCAGUGAUGGAUGGCCAGGAGUACCAAGCAGGGAAGUUUGGCCUGCAGCUGCGACUGGAGUGUUUCAGGUUGAUCUUGGGUGCUCUGAAAGAUCCUACCAUUGAGGUAAUGGACCCCAUCAGUGACCACUUCUACAAAGAGGUGUGGAUGGCCACUGCCUCCAGGAAUGCCACAGUCUACCAGAAGGUGUUCCGCUGCCUGCCAUCCAGUGACGUGCGCAACAUAUCGGAGCUGGAGGGCUUCCUGUCCAAACCAGGCCUGGAGAAAGAAGACCCCGUCCGGGCCCAGGAGGAGCUAAAGAAGAUCCGAGGAUUUUUAGUCCAAUUCCCCUUGUACUUCCUGUGCGAGCAGAACCUGUUGCCGUCUGUUGGUUCCAAGGAGGCUAUGGUUCCCAUGGAGACCUGGACCUGAGGUCUGGGCAGACCGGGCUCUUCCAGUUCAGUCCGACCGUGUUUGAGUGCGGGGCGUUCUGGAGGCAAGCCCAAGUUCUUCUGCUCUCACCUUGCAGAGCAAUGCCCUUCUUUGACACCAAUGCGGGCAAUGUUGUUUUUGGAACCGAACGAAAACAUGAAAAAAAAAGAAGGAAAUUGCAGAAUGUAGAAAAAAGGUCUCUGCUGCAUUCCGUACACCAUUCCAUCCAUUAGCAGCGCUGCAUGCGUAUUUCUACUGGUACCACUCAGCAGCACUAUGCAAGUUCCGGUGAUGUGCUCCAGGCAACAGAAAGCAAAAUGGUCUUUCAAAACAUCUGAAGCCAACAGUACACCCAGCACACAUUUGAGAUCUACUUGAAGACGUGUCAGUUGUGAUUGGAGAAGGUUUAGUUCUGCGCUGUUUUCAGUGCAAUAGAACAUCGCAUGCUGGACACUUUUGAACUCUCUAGAAAAUACCUACUUGAUGCUGAUGGGUUGGGUGACAUUUUUCUGUACUAAUGACACAUAUCGUCAGGGUACGUGGGACUACAGCAGUUGGCCUUUCGUAUGUAUAUAUGAUAUUCACUAAAGCUCUUUCUUUUCCAUUAGUGGAUUAGUGGAGGUAAGCUGUUCUGUGGUUGAAUCUUGGAAACAGGUGGAAAUGGAGCUGCAUCCUGAGUUCAGCUGAGCGUCUCAUUCCAGAGAUGAACAAUUACAGUCCUGCUCAUUGUCUUCAUUCAGAAAGCAGGCACCAGUAAUGGAGCACAUCGCCGCCCUGAAGCUCAGGGCAUUUUCGUUGCUGAGGCCAAACUUCUUCAGUGCAAAAGGUGCCUCGCACCCUGAGGACUGCUCUCCUCGAGCCACAGGCACUGCUCAAGUCUGUGCCUCCCACUCCCCAUCUCUGCCUACACAGUGACUUUGUUGCUUUCAAGUGAGCUGCAUUUUUUGCACAAUGUGUGAUUUCUUGUCAAACUGAAAGGUCUCCCAUGUUUUGCAUUUUCCUUCUUUGCAACUGUUACUGAAGGCAAACUAUUAAAGAGAAAUAUUUUUACCAGCCUAUCGACGGGCUUCUUUGCACUGCUAAAUGCAGUUCCAGAGCAUGUCACGAGUGAGUGCUCUUGCCUGCGGGAUGCCGGGGGUGUUGGACUCUUCCGUGUGC